Molecule: messenger RNA, 11885 nt
Organism: Jaculus jaculus (lesser Egyptian jerboa)
Lineage: Eukaryota; Metazoa; Chordata; Mammalia; Rodentia; Dipodidae
Gene: Tanc2
Product: tetratricopeptide repeat, ankyrin repeat and coiled-coil containing 2
Exons: 28
Coding region: 146-6349 (2067 amino acids)
Biological process (GO): regulation of dendritic spine morphogenesis
Cellular component (GO): dendritic spine
Molecular function (GO): protein binding
Source: RefSeq, a predicted model, not a curated record
CAGCGAGGUGCUGCGGGACGGACGGACGGACGGACGGACGGCGCGGUCCUCGCCGGAGACCACACGGGCGCCGCUCGGGCUUCGAACCGCGAGGUGCGGCGAUUCCCCGCGGAGCUGCAGUUUUGUAUUCAUAAAGAGCACAGCCAUGUUUCGGAAUAGUCUCAAGAUGCUUCUUACUGGUGGGAAGUCAAGUCGUAAAAACAGGUCAAGUGAUGGAGGAAGCGAGGAACCACCGGAUCGAAGACAGUCAAGUGUAGACUCUCGCCAAAGCCGCUCUGGGCAAGGUGGCAUCUCCACAGAAAGCGACUGUGCUUUUGAGCCAGACUACGCUGUUCCACCACUCCCAGUGAGUGAAGGUAUGCAGCACGUUCGGAUUAUGGAGGGCAUGUCUCGCUCUCUUCCAUCCUCCCCCUUACUCACACAUCAGUCUAUCAGUGUUCGGCUCCAGCCUGUGAAGAAGUUAACUGCCCCUCUGAGGAAGGCAAAGUUUGUUGAGAGCCCACGAAUUCCAGAAUCCGAGCUUGGCUCCCCAACCCUCACUUCAGCUCAAAAACUGGACGUGGAUGCAUACUGCCCUGGUGAUGCUGAGCAGGAGCUUGGACCCCCUCCAUCUGUAGAUGAGGCAGCAAACACACUCAUGACUCGGCUGGGUUUCCUCCUUGGAGAGAAAGUCACGGAAGUUCAGCCAGGUGACCAGUACAGCAUGGAGGUGCAGGACGAAAGUCAGACCUCAGCAAUCACCCAGCGGAUAAGUCCCUGCUCCACUCUGACUAGCAGCACCGCCUCUCCUCCCGCCAGCAGCCCCUGCUCCACCCUGCCCCCAGUCAGCACCAGUGCAGCUGCCAAGGACUGCAGCUACGGAACUGUUACUAGCCCCACCUCUACCCUUGAAAGCAGAGACAGUGGCAUCAUUGCUACACUGACAAGCUAUUCUGAAAACAUGGAGCACACAAAAUACAUUGGAGAAAGUAAAGAAUUAGGACCUGGAGGACACCUAAAGCCGUGGCAGUCUCAAAAAUCCAGCAUGGACUCCUGUCUUUAUCGAGUAGAUGAAAACAUGACUGCUUCCACGUACAGUCUGAAUAAGAUCCCAGAGAGGAAUUUGGAAACAGUUUUGUCACAAUCAGUACAGUCUAUUCCUUUGUAUCUCAUGCCUCGGCCAAAUUCAGUAGCAGCCACCAGCUCUGCCCACUUGGAGGACCUUGCUUACCUGGAUGAGCAGAGACACACUCCUUUGAGAACUUCUCUUCGAAUGCCAAGACAGAGUAUGGGUGGUACUCGCACACAGCAGGACUUAAGAGUUCGCUUUGCACCUUACAGGCCUCCAGAUAUCUCCCUGAAGCCCCUACUAUUUGAAGUGCCCAGCAUUACGACAGAAUCAGUGUUUGUUGGCCGAGAUUGGGUUUUCCAUGAAAUUGAUGCUCAACUUCAGAGUUCAAAUGCCAGCGUGAACCAAGGAGUAGUGAUUGUGGGAAACAUUGGGUUCGGCAAAACCGCCAUCAUUUCCAGACUAGUGGCCCUCAGCUGCCAUGGCACACGGAUGAGGCAGAUUGCCUCUGACAGCCCACAUGCCUCCCCCAAGCAUGCCGAUGCCAACAGAGAGCUGCCACUCACACAGCCCCCUUCAGCUCACUCAUCUCUUACCAGUGGAAGCUGCCCAGGAACUCCAGAGAUGCGCAGACGGCAGGAGGAAGCCAUGCGGAGACUAGCCUCACAGGUGGUUGCCUAUCACUACUGUCAAGCAGAUAAUGCCUACACAUGCCUGGUACCAGAAUUUGUCCACAACGUUGCCGCCCUGCUCUGCCGUUCACCUCAACUGACAGCUUACAGGGAGCAGCUUCUUCAGGAGCCUCACCUACAGAGCAUGCUGAGCCUUAGGUCCUGUGUGCAAGACCCUAUGGCCUCCUUCCGGAGGGGAGUCCUUGAGCCCCUGGAGAACCUCCACAAAGAGAGAAAAAUCCCAGAUGAAGAUUUCAUCAUUUUAAUUGAUGGAUUAAAUGAAGCAGAAUUUCACAAACCGGAUUAUGGGGAUACAAUUGUAUCAUUUCUGAGUAAAAUGAUUGGAAAAUUUCCUUCUUGGCUCAAAUUAAUUGUAACAGUUAGGACCAGUUUACAGGAAAUUACCAAGUUGCUGCCUUUCCAUAGGAUUUUUUUGGAUCGACUAGAAGAGAAUGAAGCCAUAGACCAGGACCUGCAGGCUUACAUCCUGCACCGGAUACACAGCAGCUCAGAGAUCCAGAAUAACAUUUCACUUAAUGGCAAAAUGGACAAUACUACAUUUGGCAAACUCAGUUCUCAUCUCAAGACCCUCAGUCAAGGGUCCUAUCUAUACCUGAAACUCACAUUUGACCUCAUAGAGAAAGGGUAUCUAGUGUUAAAGAGCUCUAGCUACAAAGUCGUUCCUGUUUCACUCUCGGAGGUUUAUUUACUCCAGUGCAAUAUGAAGUUCCCAACCCAGUCUUCCUUUGACCGGGUGAUGCCUCUCCUGAACGUGGCAGUGGCCUCUCUCCACCCACUGACUGACGAGCAUAUCUUCCAGGCCAUCAAUGCUGGUAGCAUUGAAGGCACACUAGAAUGGGAAGAUUUUCAGCAGAGAAUGGAGAACCUUUCCAUGUUCCUAAUCAAGCGCAGAGACAUGACCCGAAUGUUUGUACAUCCUUCUUUUCGAGAAUGGCUUAUCUGGAGAGAAGAAGGAGAGAAAACCAAAUUUCUCUGUGAUCCCAGGAGUGGUCACACAUUACUUGCCUUCUGGUUUUCCCGCCAAGAGGGAAAACUAAACCGACAGCAAACUAUUGAACUGGGACAUCACAUCCUCAAAGCACACAUCUUUAAGGGUUUGAGUAAAAAAGUUGGUGUAUCAUCCUCCAUCCUCCAAGGUCUGUGGAUUUCCUACAGCACAGAAGGUCUUUCCAUGGCAUUGGCAUCUUUACGAAAUCUCUACACUCCAAAUAUAAAGGUCAGCCGACUGCUGAUUUUGGGAGGUGCCAAUAUUAACUACCGGACAGAGGUUUUAAAUAAUGCUCCAAUUCUUUGUGUCCAAUCUCACCUUGGUUACACAGAAAUGGUGGCUCUGCUUUUGGAGUUUGGGGCCAAUGUGGAUGCCUCUUCUGAAAGUGGCCUGACUGCGCUGGGAUAUGCAGCAGCGGCAGGCUUCCUGAGCAUCGUGGUGCUGCUGUGCAAGAAGCGAGCCAAGGUGGAUCACUUAGAUAAGAAUGGACAGUGUGCUUUGGUUCACGCUGCGCUACGAGGUCAUCUGGAGGUUGUCAAGUUCCUCAUUCAGUGUGACUGGACAAUGGCCGGCCAACAGCAAGGGGUGUUUAAGAAGAGUCAUGCCAUCCAGCAGGCCCUCAUUGCUGCAGCCAGCAUGGGGUACACUGAGAUUGUCUCCUACCUACUUGAUCUUCCAGAAAAAGAUGAAGAGGAAGUGGAGAGAGCCCAGAUCAACAGCUUUGACAGUCUCUGGGGAGAGACAGCCCUGACAGCUGCAGCCGGAAGGGGCAAGCUGGAGGUAUGCCGUCUGCUCUUGGAGCAAGGGGCAGCCGUGGCCCAGCCAAACCGCCGAGGGGCAGUGCCCCUAUUCAGCACUGUCCGCCAGGGCCACUGGCAGAUUGUUGAUCUUCUGCUCACUCAUGGAGCUGAUGUCAACAUGGCAGACAAGCAAGGUCGUACUCCCCUCAUGAUGGCUGCUUCGGAAGGCCAUCUAGGAACUGUGGACUUUCUGCUUGCACAAGGUGCAUCCAUUGCUCUGAUGGACAAAGAAGGAUUGACAGCCCUCAGCUGGGCUUGUUUGAAGGGCCACCUCUCAGUAGUACGUUCUCUGCUGGAUAACGGAGCUGCCACAGAUCAUGCUGACAAGAAUGGUCGCACCCCACUGGACCUGGCAGCUUUCUAUGGUGAUGCUGAGGUGGUCCAGUUCCUGGUGGAUCAUGGGGCCAUGAUCGAGCAUGUUGACUACAGUGGGAUGCGCCCUUUGGAUAGGGCAGUGGGUUGCCGGAACACUUCUGUUGUUGUCACUCUCCUAAAGAAAGGAGCCAAAAUAGGUUGUCAGACGUUACCGAGUCGCCCACGAGGUCCAGCCACAUGGGCGAUGGCCACCUCCAAACCAGACAUCAUGAUCAUCCUGUUGAGCAAGCUGAUGGAAGAGGGGGACAUGUUUUACAAGAAAGGUAAAGUAAAGGAAGCUGCACAGCGCUACCAGUACGCACUGAAGAAAUUCCCUAGAGAAGGGUUUGGUGAGGAUUUGAAAACCUUCCGGGAGCUAAAGGUGUCUCUCCUCCUCAACCUCUCUCGAUGUCGCAGGAAAAUGAACGACUUUGGAAUGGCGGAGGAGUUUGCUACAAAGGCCCUGGAACUGAAACCGAAGUCUUACGAAGCAUACUAUGCAAGAGCAAGGGCAAAACGCAGCAGCAGACAGUUUGCAGCAGCCUUAGAGGACCUGAAUGAGGCCAUCAAGCUAUGUCCAAACAACCGUGAGAUCCAGAGACUUCUGCUGAGAGUGGAAGAAGAGUGUAGACAGAUGCAGCAGCCGCCGCCACCGCCGCAGGCGCUCCCAGAGGAAGAAGCAGAGCCUGGACCCCAGCAUGAAGAUAUGUACCCCGUGCAGGACAUAUUCGAGGAGGACCUGGAACAGGAUGCCGAGAAUGUUUCCAUUGGCCUCCAGACAGAGGCUCGGCCCAGUCAGGGGCUUCCAAUAAUCCAGAGCCCACCCUCCUCUCCAGCCCAUCGGGACUCAGCCUACAUCUCGAGCUCACCUCUUGGCUCUCAUCAGGUUUUUGACUUCCGAUCCAAUAGUUCUGUAGGCUCUCCCACUAGACAGGGAUAUCAAUCCACCUCACCUGCUCUUUCUCCAACUCACCAGAACUCUCACUACAGACCUAGCCCACCACAUACUUCCCCAGCUCAUCAGGGUGCAUCUUACCGGUUCAGCCCCCCUCCUGUGGGAGGGCCGGGCAAGGAGUACCCCAGCCCUCCCCCGUCCCCUCUCCGCAGAGGCCCUCAGUACCGGGCCAGCCCUCCUGCUGACAGCAUGAGUGUCUAUAGAUCCCAGUCUGGUUCGCCUGUGCGCUAUCAGCAGGAAACAAAUGUCAGUCAGCUUCCUGGUAGACCAAAAUCUCCACUAUCCAAAGUGGCCCAGCGGCCCUACCAAAUGCCUCAGCUUCCUGUGGCAGUUCCCCAGCAAGGCCUCAGGCUGCAGCCUGCCAAGGCCCAGAUUGUUCGAAGUAACCAGCCCAGCUCAGCAGCUCACUCAAGCACUGUCAUCCCCACAGGCGCCUAUGGCCAAGUCGCCCACCCCAUGGCCAGUAAAUACCAGUCUUCGCAAGGAGACAUAGGAGUCAGUCAGAGCCGGCUGGUCUAUCAAGGGUCAAUAGGGGGAAUUGUGGGAGACGGGAGGCCAGUGCAGCACGUGCAAGCCAGCCUGAGUGCAGGCGCCAUCUGUCAGCACGGAGGGUUGACCAAAGAAGACCUUCCACAGCGACCUUCCUCUGCAUAUCGAGGUGGCAUGAGAUACAGCCAGACACCCCAGAUCGGGCGGAGCCAGUCAGCAUCCUACUAUCCAGUCUGUCACUCAAAACUAGAUCUGGAGCGCUCCUCCAGCCAGCUAGGUUCCCCCGAUGUGUCACAUUUAAUCAGAAGACCUAUCAGUGUCAACCCUAAUGAAAUCAAGCCCCACCCACCCACCCCCAGGCCACUGCUGCACUCCCAGAGUGUGGGCCUUCGCUUCUCCCCUUCUAGCAAUAGCAUCUCGUCUACUUCCAACCUGACUCCCACCUUCCGGCCUUCAUCCUCCAUUCAGCAAAUGGAGAUCCCACUGAAACCGGCAUACGAUAGGUCAUGUGACGAGCUAUCACCAGUGUCUCCCACUCAGGGAGGUUACCCCAGUGAGCCCACCCGAUCCAGGACCACACCAUUCAUGGGGAUCAUAGAUAAAACAGCCCGGACUCAACAGUACCCCCACCUUCACCAGCAGAAUCGGACCUGGGCAGUGUCAUCAGUGGAUACCGUUCUCAGCCCCACAUCUCCAGGCAACCUGCCUCAGCCUGAGUCCUUCAGUCCACCAUCAUCCAUCAGCAACAUUGCCUUUUAUAACAAAACCAACAAUGCACAGAACGGCCAUUUGCUGGAGGACGAUUAUUACAGCCCCCAUGGGAUGCUGGCUAAUGGGUCCCGUGGAGACCUCUUGGAGAGAGUCAGCCAGGCCUCCUCCUACCCCGAUGUGAAGGUGGCGCGGACCCUACCCGUGGCUCAGGCAUACCAGGACAACCUGUACAGGCAGUUGUCCCGGGACUCUCGACAAGGGCAGACAUCGCCUAUCAAACCAAAGAGACCAUUUGUGGAGUCUAAUGUUUAAAAGACAUUUGUUGGAGUGAGACCCAUAUGUUUUCACUGCACAUUUUCAGGCCUGGUUUCCACAUCUGAGGUAGUUCUCUGGCUUAAUUUCUCAUGUAGUUUCUGUGUGGUGUUCAGAGGUGGCAGCCCACAUGCUGAAUUCUUUUGCAUGCAGCUGACUGGGAAGCUGGCCUCCGGCGAGCCAGGACUUCAGUUUCUCGGGUCUGUGCCCCAGCCACAUGCUCUCUCCCUCUCUUCCGACACCAACGAGGAGAUUUUGUGCCGUGUGCUUUAACCCAGGGAGAUCAGACACACUGGUCAGCUUUUUCCAGGAGACAAUCGCUUUCACUAAUGUUCUUGUUGUGUAAAUGUCUCUUUCCUCUUUUAAAGAAGUAAGAUGUUCUUGUUCGUUUUCUUCUAGGAACUUGAGACAGCGUGUGAUGCCUCUUUGUCUUUAGCACUCUUACCCAGUGCUGUCCGCAUAGCAAGCCCACUGCACUCCUGUGCCGUGGCCCCUCCCCAGACUCCAGUCCCCGCUGUCAUCAGGCCUAAAAUGUUCAUCUGCAUUAUUACUGGUCUUCCUGUGGGGUAACUUGAGCUACAAGAAAGUGAGAAGAGAAAUCUAUUAAAUUGGCAGAAAAACCAUAGAAUGAUUUGAAAUGUCAUCACUGCAUGCUUUUCCCAGAGGCAUUGUGAGCACAUCUAGGAAACAAGCAGCCCUUUAGAUAAGUUGUUCAACCAAGAAAAUUCCAUGAGAGUUGUAGGCAUUACCAGAGCUUCACCAAGAGUUCUCUAGGUUUGUAACCAACAAUUAGCCACUAAAAGCUAACAAUUUCCCAAGGCUAGAGGGGGAAAUAGGCGCACAGAAAGAAAGGAAGAUUGUUCUGGAUUCUCGGUGAAAGGCUGUAGACAGUCUGUUCUAAAGAAGUCUACUUUUUGGCUCAUUAGGCUUCAGCCUCCACUAAAGCCAAUAGUCCGAGGGUUGGCUGGUGCAGUAACCCUGUCAGCUGCACCCUCACCAGAGCCAGGCCGUGUUAAGAUGACCUUCUCCAAACCCAGACAGUGAUGUGAAGAACUCUUCCAAACCCGCCUGGGUCCUCUUGGGGCUGACUCCCAGGGCUGCGCCCAAGGCCACUACGUCCCACACGAGUUGUCUCAUUCCAUUCCAAGAUCUUGGUCUCAUUAUCCAUGAUUAGAAGAACUGUCUUUUUCCUUUUCUAGCAGUGUUUAGGGGUGGUAUUUGAAAGUCAGAAAUAGCAGAAAGUAUGACAGGCCCCUGUCGGCCCUGGGUAGGGGGACAGGAGACAGACAUGAGUGUCUUCUCCCAUUGCUGCACAUCAUCUGGUUCUUGUGGGUGUUUGCUAAGCUGACUGGCAAGAAGCCGAGGCCACUAGGAAGUCGAUGGUCAGAACAGGGAACCAAAGCUGUAGGACGGUUGUGGCCCUGGCUGCACAUCAGCUUCUGACCUCAGCCACUCCACAACAUCUACACAGCUGAAACGAAACACGGGAGCUUUGUCCUGUGUCCUUAGAAAUCACUGUGCUCUUGUUAGUAAAGGGCUGUAGGAAGGACAGUUUGCUGACCAAAAUUCAGCUGUGACCAGACCAGUUAGUAAUAGAUUAUCUGAAAAGAUCAAUAAGACAUGGAAAGCAUACAUCUGAGAACAGAAACCUUUCUUUACCAAUUUAGAUUUUGCCAAGUAGAUGGACCCCACAGGUCCCCAAGCCUAAAAUAGGCCAGGAGUCAUCUCUAUGAGAGGGACAAUUUUUACUCUGAUGUGUAAGGACUGCCUCAGGGUAGACAUCAAUGGUUUCUAACUGUCUGUCUGUCUCUGUCUAUCCAUCUAUCCAUCCAUCCAUCUGCCUUCAUCUCUCCCAUCAGGAAAAGAAAGUGUGUAGCUGUGGCAUCAGCCUAUAGCUAGGAAUCUGGUCGCCUCAGCUCCCUUCCUGGCCGGGUCACAGCCCGCUGAUCUCUUAUCAUCACACCCACCAACACCACCUUUCAUUCCGAAAAGGUAGGAAAGUGCCCCUGCCUGUUUGGAAUACCACACACCACCUUACCUGUCUGGCUGAGUGAGGUUCAGGUGGUCUUACAGAUUUGCCACUGCUGGCACUUCUUCCCAGGGUUCCUCUCAGUUUUCCAGGAACAAGAAGAUUUAGGGUUUCUAUCCCACCUAAAAUGUCAACAGUCAAAAUGCAAUUAUUUUGUAACCAUCAUAUGAGAGAGUGAAUAUCACUACUGGGCGCCAGUGGUUUUUUACUAGAAAACACCAAACAGGAGCUUCCUGGGCCAGGAGGCAAUGGUCUUCCCUGGAAGCAGAGUGCCUGGGCCCCGUUUUGCUACUUCACUGCCAUGGGACGACCUUAGUACUGUAUUUCAGAGAUGCCCCUUCCCGGGAACUAGCGUUUGCUGAAUGCAUGUCUGGCUUCAGGUGGGAGGAAAUUUUUCAAAUGAAACUGGCAAGUUCUGCUCACCCAAUUCACAUCACCCUGAAAUGGAGACAGAGGUGACAAACUUCAGCUUGUAAGUUUCUCACCAAAGUAUGCAUUCUGUUUGCCCACAAUUCUUGCACUAAUGGGUUUCCAUCACAUUAUAUCUAUAAAUGGGUGCACUUUACUGUUUGGAUUUGUAACUCUGAUAAAUACUGGAUAUUUAAGUGUGAGUAAUGUCUUCAUUAGAAAUUAGCAGACUCUCUCUUGUCUUUUAGUGUAUUUUUCAAGAAAAAGGAAAGAAAUAAAGCAGAGGAUCACAACAUUUAUAGCACAAGAAAUAACUGUUGUAUAUAAGCAUCAAAAAGAUUAAGAAUUUUUAAAUACAAGAAAAUAUUUGCAGUGAUUUUAAAGUGCUUUUCCAGCAAUUUUCUUAGGGACUCCUGAGACAUGGUUAAUUUAUUUACUGGAUCAGUAAGGCACACAAUUAACAAUUAAAAAUUCCAUGUUUAUUUACAAAGUAAAGGGAAAACCUGUAUAACAUGAAAAUUUGGCAUGGACAAAAUGGAGAUCAUUUUGUAUCUGCUGUUGUGUCUGUCCGGGUUGCAGAAGUGCACUAUUAAGGUCCCAAGUUAAUAGAGCACAAACCCUUCUUGUCCCUCCCAGGAGCCCCUCUUUUUAGAUGUGUUUAACGUAAACCCGAUGGCUCAGGAAAAUUCCGCUAAUUAGGAUCGUGUACAGUAUCCCAGGUUGUUGACCAGUUAUACAAGUUUGCUGAUUUCAGUUAAGCCUGGAUUAUUAAACACUUUUCCUCAAUUAUUGUAAACCGAACAGCUUAGAGAAAGGUGUUCUCGGUCCUUAUAUUGUACAGUAGUUUAUGAACCCUCUCUAAAUAUUGGUAUUUUUAUAUUCCAGAGAUGUACCCAAUAGAAAAUUUAAAAACCAGUAUCUAAUUUAAUAUCCAUAAGUAUUUUUCCUUAGAUUUUAGUCAUAUACAAGCGGAUAUGUAGAUGUCACUUGUGCUUCACCAUGCUUACCACUAGGUGUCACUGUGGCUCUGCACCACAAUUAUCUGGUAGCAAAUAACGGCUUUGUGGAGCUGCUGCCAGGGUAGCAGGCAGGCCCAUAGAUAGAGGUUCAGGAAGAAGGGAACAAAGGCCCUGAAGGGGUCUGCGUGCAUCCGUUCCAGCUGUGGCAAGACAGACUCUUGGAACACUACUCACUUUGGACCUUCAGCCAGGCAGAGGCUGGAGGAAGUUUAAAAGACAAGUCCCUUGCCUGUAGAUGGAUGGGUGUGUAGAGGAGCCUCUUCCCCACAAGCAUUCCUCCUCCCAGUUCCUUCCGCUCAGCCUCCAACUUUUAUAACUCCAGAAGUAUCAUAGUUGGGCGGUUUGAUUAAAGAUAGUUAUUUUUCUACUGCAGAAAUGCCUUGGACAAAAUGAGUUGCUCACUGAAUCUUUGCCACAAAAUGGAACAGGCUCCCCCAGGAGGCAGGACGUGCUGCCCUUGUGCCCGUCUCCUGUUGCGGCUCCCGGUGAUCAGCCCCCCCCCCCCCCCCCCCCCCGCCUGUCUACCCUUGGGCUGCCACCUUCGCCCCCAAGGGCCAUGCUGCUCUGCGCUUGCUGGGAGGUGUGGCUUCUCCUUUUCCUCUGGGAAUUCCAGACCGACCAUCUACCAUGACUAACAAUGAACAAAGGGCUUAGGGGUAAGAGCUACCUACAAAGACGUGUCAUGGAAACCUUCACCAUGCAAUGCCUUGGACUCAGCUCUGGCUGCUCCCAAAACAAGUGGCUGGCUGGGGGCCUGGACACAAGCACAAUGGGGCUGGUGGAGCCACUGUGCAGAGCUACUUGAAUAAUCACUGGGUCUUCAUCAGCUUCUUUUGUAACACAGACCACUCAAGGGCUGAAGUGUUGGUAACCUUCAUUUCGGUGUCCAAUGCCUCACAGCAGCUGAGCCUCCCUGAGAUGCUCGUGACCACGCAUGAUGGCCACAAUCAGAGCUUUGAAAGUCAGUACCAAAUGAACGCGUAAUUGGACACCAAAAAUCAAGUGUUACUUUCAUGUUUCCUCACCCUACCAUCUCAUUUCCUCCUGCUGACUGUGAUCCCUACACUAAGCUGACCAGUCAGGCUGCAGCCGGCUGAGUACAGAUGCCAGCCAGCGUCGUUGUCAUGGUUUUCAGAUAGACCUACCCUGUGGAAAGGAAGUGGCCUAGCUGCUUUUUUGUAGCACUUGAUGGGCUGAAUUUUUCCUUUGCUAAUCUCUAACCAGAAAAUCUGGUAGAGCUUAACUCACUCCCUUCAGUCCCCAGGACCAGACAGAGAGUUAAUUCUGGAAAAUUCAGUACUUGAAUGUACCUGCCUUACUGUGUACCAAUUUACUGGGGGGGGGGGGGUUAGACGUGCUGACUCCAGAUCUCCACUUCAUUCACAGGUUGUUUUGGAAAUUCUGUAAGUUAAACUUCCUGUCUUGGUUUUUGUUCGUUUGUUCUACUUUGGUUUCUGUCGUUGGGUUGUUGUUUUGCCUUUGGCUGAUCCCUGCUGAGUGGAGCCAGUUCCUUGCCGGGCUCAGAGCAGGGGCCAUUCUCAGGCACGGCCUCCCUUCCAUCUAGCACAGCGUCUGUCUCUGUUCUGUCUCCUCCAAACCCAAGAUGAUUUUAAUUAGUACAGACAUGUACAGUCUACAACUAAAGAGUGAUUUGUACUAAUAUGAUUUUGAUUAUUCCUCUUUGCUGUCCUUUCAAGACACUUGCUGGAAAAAGCUUUAAUGCACUUAGUUUUUCUUUAGGUUUUCUAUAACUCAGAUGUAAAGGACUUUCUCUGUACAGUAUAUUAUCCAGUGCAUGUUCUCUCUCCUGAUAUAUUGAACACCACACAGUCGUGAACUCGUGCAGUGGGGAUGCCCCACACCCAGCGGAGGCCUCUCGCCCCGUGUGUAAGGAAGACACUUUCCUUUGCUGUACUUGCUUGAGCAGUUUUAUUGUCUGUACAUGUGAGCUGUGUGAGAUAGAUGUGAAAAGUUCAAAUGAAUGCAUUUUCCUGCCCCAUGUAUACAGAGCGUCAUCUGUACAAUGAACUGUAUGUACGAAGCAAAUGUACUUAUUUAUAAAUGGUUAACACUUGGAAAA